GUAGCCGGAAUUCCACUAAGAGGCACUGCUAACCCGGAAGUACUUCCUUUCACGUGUAGCAGUCUACAACCUUGAAAAACUACAAAACAGAGUUGAUAGAAUCUUAUGUGUCCGAACGUACCGUUACAGUGAUGCCAGUGACAAGAUUGUUAUACCCUCUCUACCAGUUGGGGAACCCCCAGCUAAGGAUCUUCAGACCCAACUGGUUUCUGACUCUGGUGAGGCCGGGAAAAGAGCAACCUCCUGACACUGUCCAGUUUCGUGUCCCAAUGGAAAUGACCAAAUAUGAUGUAAAGAACUACUUAGAGAAGAUCUACAACGUCCCUGUUGGAGUGAUCCGCACCAGGAUACAAUUUGGGUCCAACAAGAAGAGGAAUCACCUCAACCAGAAGGUUAAGCAGCCAGAUUAUAAAGUGGCCUACGUUCAGCUGGCACAAGGCCAGACAUUCAGCUUCCCUGACAUCUUCCCGGAAAAGGACCGUACGCUGGCGGAGGGCUCAAUGGAAGAGAUGCAGGAGAAGUUCAUGGAGGACGAGAAGCAGAGGCAGAAACUUGACCCCAGGAGAGGAGGGGUCACCGAGUGGUUUGGACUCUGAAGUUAUUGAUUUGAAAUGCGACCCCCAUGAUGUCACUUUUUUUUCUCUGCUGAAACACGAGCGUGUAGUGAAAAAGAGCGUGUGUGGGAUAUGGCAGACAUGUGUUCAGGGUGUUUGUGAGGCUGGAGUCCAGGAACCGAAGACAGAAAACAAUUGGAGGAGGAGGAGAGCGGCAAGUUUUCGUCUUUAAUGAAACCAGCCCACCACACACAUUGUCUAUGACCUCAGAUAACCUCUGUUUAUCCCUCUCAUCUGUCACCCUUGUUGUACCUCAUGUCUUUAUGUUUCUGCGAGAUACUUGAUCCCAUGCCCAACACCAGAAGGCAGCAUAUAUUCUCCGAGCUGGUUGGAUCCAGCUGCCUGGACAGCUACAUCAUUUCCUCUUCCAUGAGUUUGUCUUGUAUUAGUUAUUCAGAUUUGGUAAACAAAAGAUGGGAUGUUAUUUUAGAAAGCAGAUACGUGCAGUUUGCAGUGGCAUCAUUAUAUUUUCUGGUAGCAGCCAUUGUCAUAACCAUGAAUAAAGUCUGUACCCAAUGUUUGUGUGCCCUUUGUGUUUAAAUGUUAAAGUUGUUUUAAUAAGAACUAUUAAACGGUCACCAUUCCAAAAGUA
This is a messenger RNA of Girardinichthys multiradiatus, 1206 nucleotides long. RefSeq names its product mitochondrial ribosomal protein L23 (gene mrpl23). Gene Ontology annotation, cellular component: mitochondrial large ribosomal subunit; ribosome. Gene Ontology annotation, biological process: mitochondrial translation. Gene Ontology annotation, molecular function: structural constituent of ribosome. Lineage: Eukaryota; Metazoa; Chordata; Actinopteri; Cyprinodontiformes; Goodeidae. The record is from RefSeq and is a predicted model, not a curated record. The transcript has 5 exons. The coding region runs from base 132 to 596 and encodes 154 amino acids.